CGGUCAUGAUCCUCGUGUUCAUUCAUUAACUAUACUAGAAAGUUCCAUUUCCAUGCCUCAGAAUGGAAUACGAAUUGUGAAAUGCAAUCUACAUAAAAUCCAACCAUUAUUUUUUUCGUUCAAGAUAAAAUCAAAUUCAUCACACUUUGAGGUUCCUUUCCUUUCUCUCCAAUCGCUUCCCAGUUGUCUUAAAUGCCAUUUGUACUUCCAGUGAUCGCUGCACUUGAGUUUGAACGGCAGAAUGCAAGGACGUGGUGGUGGGCCUGGUGGUAGGGAUCCUUUCUCUGGCGGGCCUUUCGGUGGUUUUGGAGGCUUUGGUCCCUUUGGGCCUCCUGGGAAUUUAAUGUCAAGUUUUUUUGGGGGAAGGGACCCAUUUGACGACCCUUUCUUCACGCAGCCUUUUGGAGGGAUGUUCCAGUCUAGCAUUAUGGGUGGUCCUUCUGGGUUUCCUUUUCCUCCGGAAAUGCAUCGGCCGGGUUUUGAUCUCGGACAGAAUAUGCCCAAUAUGCAGUUACCUGGGUUUCCUUUCCACCCGGACAUGAAUCAAUCUGGGUUUCCUUUCCACCCGGACAUGCAUCCAUCUGGGUUUCUUGAGCAUCAAGCUCGUGCUCCACCUCCAGAGCGUAGUAAUCGAAGGGGCCCAAUCAUUCAGGAAUUGGACUCUGAUAAUGAAAAUGAGGAUGAGACGGAAGAGAAGAGAGAAAAUCCAAAAAAGCAUAGAAGAUCAAACACUGAACCCUCUGUAGAACAUCCAGAUGAUGAACUUGAAGUUGCAGGGAAGAAGAUCAGACAUUUGCAGGGUAGAAAUGAGUACAACAGAUUCAAUGCAAGUGAGCUUCAGCCUCAAACUCGCAGUUUCAGCUUCCAGAGCUCCACAGUCAGCUAUGGUGGACCAAAUGGAGCAUAUUAUACUUCAUCAAAGACAAGGAGGACCGGAAGUGACGGAGUGACACUUGAGGAGAGCAAGGAGGCUGAUACUUCCACAAGGCAAGCUUCUCACAGGAUUUCUAGAGGCCUGCAUGACAAGGGGCACACCCUUUCAAGAAAACUUAAUCCAGAUGGUAAGGUGGAUACUAUGCAGACUUUGCACAACAUUAAUGAAGAUGAACUAGCUGGCUUUGAAGAAGAAUGGAAAGGGAAGGGUCAAAAGUAUCUGCCUGGAUGGAGCGGGAGUAUUGGAGCUAGCCAUGGUGGACAAGCUGGGCAGGCUGGGCAAGGAGGUCGGCUGCUCCCUUCAUCGGAGCACAUUCAUCCUGUGAGAAUGUCCGAAGUUGGAGGUAAGGUGGGUUCUUCUCAUGCUGAAGAGAAGGAAAGGACAGAUUCAAAUGGCAGGGGUGCAUACCACCCAGGAAGGCAUGGCCGAAAUUAAUUUUCUACUGUUGUAGUCAAGUUGACCAUUACUCAAGUCCUAUUCACCUUAGCAACAGUGUCAUGAUAUUCCAUGUUAUUACCUGUUGGUGUCUUUUCUCUUUCCGUCCCCAUAGGUAUACAUGAUAAUUUUAGCUGUAGCUUUUAUGAUUUGGUUGGACAGAUUCGGCCACUGAAAAUGUUAUAGUGAUGCCAGCGUCUGAGAUCUGUACAACUUAGUGCGGCUCGUAUAGGGGUUUAUAUUGCUGCCUGUUAAUACUGCUUGUGGUUGUUUAGUUGUAUACAUGUGUCCUUGUAUGAGGUGUUUAUCUUGUCCUGUGCAA
This is a messenger RNA of Medicago truncatula (barrel medic), 1691 nucleotides long. RefSeq names its product neurogenic protein mastermind. The coding region runs from base 242 to 1369 and encodes 375 amino acids. The record is from RefSeq and is a predicted model, not a curated record. Lineage: Eukaryota; Viridiplantae; Streptophyta; Magnoliopsida; Fabales; Fabaceae. The transcript is spliced from 7 exons.